AUGAUUGUGCAGCUUGAUGAAUUUAUGGCUUAUGCUGUAAGUGAGGAUAAUGAAAACGUCAUGUGUCCGAUUUUGACAUGGUCUGGCGGUGAUAAUGGCAAUCUAAACGCAGUCAGUUUAGUCGAUGUUGUCCAAGUCGGGAACAUGGUGUAUUACGAAGCAGCGAUUUGUCCCGAUGGAUUGAAAGCGAGGUGGUGGUCAACAAAUUCCUCAGGCAGACCACACAAGAAUUCUUCCGCACAGACGGCAAUCACUGUGGAACAAAUGGUUCUGAGGACCCUGAGUCCUGAUAUCCUUAAUUAUUUGCGGAGGACUAUUCCAACUAUUGUGCAAUUUGCAAAAAAUCCAUAG
Messenger RNA from Gongylonema pulchrum, 351 nucleotides. Lineage: Eukaryota; Metazoa; Nematoda; Chromadorea; Rhabditida; Gongylonematidae. The record is from the annotation of a GenBank genome assembly.